Messenger RNA from Scophthalmus maximus (turbot), 2296 nucleotides. Its product is annotated as sulfotransferase 2B1-like. The coding region runs from base 890 to 1777 and encodes 295 amino acids. NCBI's taxonomy places the organism in Eukaryota, Metazoa, Chordata, Actinopteri, Pleuronectiformes, Scophthalmidae. Gene Ontology annotation, cellular component: cytoplasm. The transcript is spliced from 6 exons. Gene Ontology annotation, biological process: sulfation. Gene Ontology annotation, molecular function: sulfotransferase activity. The record is from RefSeq and is a predicted model, not a curated record.
AGAUGUUCAGCUAAUGGUGAUCACCAGCACUGAGGUCAUUCUCUCAGUGCACCAUCAGGAAUACAGAGACAUGAUUAAAAAUGAUUAUUUUAAUGUACGUUACUACCACAAUUUUGAAUGGUGCAAAAUUCUUUCAACAACUUUUUGUCAGCUACGUCUGGAGAUGCUGCGUGGCAAGUUUCGUGCAGAUAGGACGCACGGCCUAGGCCCAAAAAAAAAGUAGGUGUCCGAUAAAGUGGCCUAUCUUAGUACAUUCACCUCCCUUCAGGGAACGCGUGGAUAUAAGGUUUAUAAAUUUGCGAUCUACGGUAUGGGAGUUAUAGGCCAAAACGCAUAUUUUUUUAUUGUAGCGCCCUCUAGGGGCAGAAGUGUGUCAAUUUUUGUGUCUGAGGUGUGUGGAAGGGUUCUUGACCAAUCCUGAAAGUGGCACUGCUCCAACAUGCAAAGUUAAGGCUGUAGCCAGACUUUUAUCUACGGGAAAAUGAGCAUAAGAAUCUUUGCAAAAACAAUAGGGUUUUGUCAGCACUGCUGGUACAUGGACCCCUAAUAUGAAUAAAACUUUAACUCGAGAGUCAUUGAGAAAUUUGCUGACCAGAAGGAAAAGAGAGCAAAAUUCAUGUUCAAGGAGUAAUCAUCAAUUUUGGUGGUGGGUGGGAGGAUAUAGUUAAAAAAAAACUCAGAGUGAGUGAGUGAGUGAGGGAAUGCGUCAUCUUUGUUACAUAUGAAGUCAUGUUUGUCUGAGAAACCGUCAUUUGGCUUAUAUCCCCUCUGGUAAUUGCUUAGGCAGAUAUAAAGCAAUGAAGGCAAAGUCUUUUUCAAUAGCUGAAGAAGCAACUUGCUCGCUGAGUUGCUGCUCUCCACUCCUUUAGUUUACUCUUUCAGACACAGAAUGACCGAGGCCGAGUUAUAUUCGCUUUACAAAGGGGUCUACGUGCCUUCAUCACUGUACACUCCACGCAGCAUGAAAUACUACGAAGACUUUUCUUUUCGCCAAGAUGAUAUUAUCAUUGUAACGUAUCCCAAGUCAGGCACAACUUGGUCGCAGGAGAUUGUCCCACUGAUCAUGAGUGGAGGCGAUCAGGCCUCCGUUGAGUCUCUUCCUAACUGGGAACGGGUGCCCUGGUUAGAGCAGAACACGACCUGCCAAUUUAAUCUAGAAACAAGGCCGUCUCCUCGCAUCUUCGCUACUCACUUCCACUACAACAUGAUGCCUCCAGGCUUCUUUGAAGUUAAGCCAAAGGUCAUCUAUGUCAUGAGGAAUCCCAAAGAUGUGUUUACAUCUUUGUUCCAUUAUUCUAAAGCAGCCUCCUACUUUGUGAACUCAGGCCCGCAGCGCGAGUUUCUCCACAAGUUCCUUGAUGGAAAAGUGCCUUUUGGUUCAUGGUUUGAUCAUGUAAAGGGCUGGCUGAAUGCUGAAGAUAAAGAUCACAUAAUGUACAUCACCUAUGAAGAAAUGAUCAUUGACCUGAAGGAUUCUGUGGCCAGAAUCGCUCAGCACUUGGAGAAACCUCUAGACACUGAGGUGAUAGAGAAGAUAGCAGACCGAUGUUUGUUCAAGAACAUGAAGCAGAACAAAAUGUCCAACUAUUCUUUGGCUCCUCGUGGAAUAAUGGACCAGACAAAGUCGGAAUUCUUAAGGAAAGGAAUCACUGGAGACUGGAAAAACCAACUAACAGUGGCAGAAGCAGAGUUCUUUGAUGAAGUUUAUAAAGACAAAAUGAAGGAUGUCAAAUAUAAAUUUGUAUGGGAUCAAAAUAAAGUCCAACAUUCUAAAUAAUAAUCACUCCACCAUACAAUGAUGCACAAAGAUGUGUAUGAAUAUAAACAGAUCAUGAGUAUCACCCUAGAGAGUCUUUGACAUGGUAUGUGAAGUUUUAUUCUCUCGAAAUUAUUUGUCAAGAUACUUUUAAUGAAAAAGGUUUUCAGCCUCUAAGAAACGACUGUCCUUAAUUUAAGAUUGCCCAAAAUGUUAUUAUUGAUUUGUGACAAGGCAAUACUGAUAUAUUACAAAUAACCACUAGAUUUAACAUGUUUUCCUCCAAGUGUUAAAAUAAAAUUCCUGUAUUUAUAAUCAUGUAGUUUAUCCAAUUACUUUUGACCUCUGAUAAUGGAGGGAUUACGUAUGUUUAAAUAGCUGUAAUUCCCAAUCUGCUAAUUUGAUAUUUUUGUCAUUUGAAAAAAUUUACAUGUUAAAGUGUACACUUCAUGGCAUUGUUUCGAAUUCAUUAUUGUGCUUUGUAGACCCAAAAAUGAUUAAAAAAAAAUUCAUUGUGAAACCACUCAUAGUCCAAAUGAA